Messenger RNA from Oncorhynchus keta (chum salmon), 3645 nucleotides. It is a transcript of the gene dlx6a, whose product is annotated as distal-less homeobox 6a. The record is from RefSeq and is a predicted model, not a curated record. Gene Ontology annotation, biological process: embryo development; regulation of transcription by RNA polymerase II; cell differentiation. NCBI's taxonomy places the organism in Eukaryota, Metazoa, Chordata, Actinopteri, Salmoniformes, Salmonidae. The coding region runs from base 2130 to 2879 and encodes 249 amino acids. The transcript is spliced from 3 exons. Gene Ontology annotation, molecular function: DNA-binding transcription factor activity, RNA polymerase II-specific; RNA polymerase II cis-regulatory region sequence-specific DNA binding.
AUACAUGAUGGUAAUAACAAUUGUAUACAUUGAUUGCAUGUACAGCUUACUACUAAGAAAUAUACAUCGCCUCAAGACUAUUUCAAAAUGCGAAAUGUUAUGUUUAUGGGGAGGGGAGAUAGCCUACGUCCAUCAUAACACUGUGUCUUCAGACCAUUUAAAACAAACAAAAAAACAGUGAUCUUCAUUAUUUUCACCACUUCAAUUAAUCUCCAUUGGUGUACAGCUUCCUUUCGCGCCUGCGGGACACGCUCGGCUCCACUUCCACAUUACACAGAAACCAUGUUCGGAGGUCAUUAAACUGUCACGGUAGGUGAUUAUGCUGCGGUCUCCAAAAGGUAAUAAACUAUGAUGUCUCAACUAAUCAAGUACCGAGAUAGUAAAGCAUGCAAGUAACAGCACAGAAAAGCCCAUCAACGUUUGCCUUGUGCCAUUCGAAGCCGAUUAGAAAAGGUAUGGAUCUGGUUUCUCUCCUGCGUGUUGAGGUGGAACUCGGGAUGAGACAUUCUAUGUUAGAUCAUUCAGGGAUGACGACGUCUAGGCUAAUAUACCUGUUCUAAGUCCCAUAAGGUUACAAAGAAUUGCAUUGAUUCCUACCUUAUUUAAUGUAUCUAAACAAAUACAUAAAUCCCUAUGUAGCCUUUACAAACAAAAAUGUGUCAAAUCCAUCAUGCAGAAGACAUGGCCCAUAGGUAUCUUACCUACAUUCCUGAUGUCCAUAUAGAAGUAACCUUAAAAUAUUUCGUUUUCAUAUGAAAGCCUUGGUUUAAAAUCCAAUAUUAAAAGGCAUUUCAUAUAUUUCAUAUCUACCAACUGUCUCUGUGCUUCUCGCUUGGUCCACUGCUGGAAAAUGAUUAUCCGGCUGGGUUGUGCACUUUUUAAAUCCCCCAAAGUAAAUAACAAGCCUGGCAAUAAUAGCAAGGUACCAAGUUCUUGUUAUAGAAAGGGAGAACAUUGAAACUAAACGCUGCAUUUAGACAACCAUUUUUGAUAAGAGGAUAAUUGAGGCGAUACUGGCGUAUAAUUAGGGGAUAAUUUAUGCUAUAUUCAGUUUUAUUCCACCUUCCCAAAACAAACCCAGUCCAUAAUCAUUACAGGCGAAAUGUUCUUAAUUUUAAAGCUCCAAUUUAAAUAAAGUGUGGUGGUUAAUCAAAGAGGUUUUAGUUAUAACUGAUUGUGACCAUAAUUGCUUUUUCAUCACAAUUUUGAAAUAAAUUAAUCCCACACUAUGAAGAAAAAAAACGCGUUGACAAUGUUUUUUUAACGACAGGUUUUAUGAAAGUAGAAUUGGGAGAUGUAUUAUUGCAUUUGCAUUGAUAGUUUAUAUUGCAACAGAAUUUGCCAAACCGCACUGUAUAAUUUGCAUAUAUUUACGACUGUAGGCUAUCACGCAUCUUAUUUCAAAAGGGAUAAAUGAUACUGUCAGUUUACCACGACAUCCAUCCUUCCUAUCUGCAAUACAGUGUUUUGUCAUCUUGUUGAUUCGUCGCAAUGCAAUUGUUCUUCGAAUAACCUAAUGAUUACGACGGUAUAGAAAUGGUGUAAGUAUAUUUCCAGGGUGAUGAUAUGGUGUGUUCAAAUGAUAUUAGUUCGUUAGGCUAAAUCAAAUUGUUGUGGGAUACGUUUUGCGUAAUUUGGGGUUGAGAAUGAAUCCUAAAACAAAUUGACUAUUCCAAAGGGCUGUCAUAAUUAUUAUACCUUGCGUUUGACUAUAUUCUCCGUAUGAAUUAUGAGGUUCUCCCACCAUAGUUGUGGCUGUAGUGGGAGCUGGUAAGGUGGGUUAACUCACACUGAAGAAUAGUGAAGCACACAACUGAUGACGUUGGGUUGAAUGACCAAUCGGAAGGCGUUGCCCUUUGGAGACAAACCAUUUUACUUGUAGUGUCUGCAUCAAGUCUGGAAGCAAGGAUUCAAUUUUAACAGAAUCCACCUUAAAUCUCUGCAUUAACUUAUGCCCAACUUGCGCCAUACCAAGUAAGAAUACCAGAGGAUAAAAAAAAUCGAAGUAACUGAGUAAUUCGGGUCUUAAUAGGACAAUAUCUGUUCGCCGAGGAGAGAGACAACAACACAGCGAGAGAAUCCAUUUGGACUUGAGAGAGGGGGCGAGUGCUCUCAAGGCAGAACAUUUGAUGAUGACCAUGACUACGAUGGCUAACGGUCUGGAGGCUCAGGACUCGUCCAAAUCGGCUUUCAUGGAGUUUGGUCAGCAGUCUCACUCACAACAGAGCUCUCCGUCGAUGGCUGCCAGCCACUACCCGCUGCACUGUCUCCAUUCCGGGUCGCACCCAGCUCACCAUCAGCACGAUAACUCUCCGUACUCCGGCAACAAUUCUUACAACAGGUCGCUACCGUACUCCUACGUGAGCCACCCCCACCACAGCCCGUACCUGCCGUCCUACCACAAUAACACCACUGGCGGUCAGACAAGGUUAGACGGCACAGAGCAGCAGAAAACCACAGUGAUUGAAAACGGAGAAAUUCGUUUCAACGGGAAAGGCAAGAAGAUUCGCAAACCUCGGACGAUUUAUUCUAGUUUGCAGCUUCAAGCUUUAAAUCACCGUUUUCAGCAAACACAGUACCUCGCCCUGCCAGAACGCGCUGAGCUGGCUGCUUCUCUCGGACUAACACAGACACAGGUAAAGAUAUGGUUCCAGAAUAAAAGGUCAAAGUUCAAGAAGCUGCUGAAGGCAGGUGGCAACCCGCACGAGAGCGACCCUACUAUGCCUGGUUCCAUCGGCCUGUCUCCCCGCUCUCCAGCAAUUCCUCCAAUAUGGGACGUGUCAGCGUCCAGCAAAGGGGUUAACAUGGCGGCCAACGGCUACAUGCCCGGGUAUUCUCACUGGUACUCCUCCCCACAUCAAGAGACAAUGCAGAGAUAGACUGCGUAAAGGGCGGGAAGGCCCGAGGUCUGACUCAAGACGUUCGAACCUUCAUAGUUUUACCUGCACAAUUGAUUUCCGUCAGCCUCGAGACAAAAGGGGUGUCCCGUUCGAACAGAGAGAUUCAUUGGAGACAGGGUCGGCUGCUUUUGAUGGAUACUUGAGGGCAAAGACUGUGAUAUGACACACCCUAAAGGAACGAAGCGUAUUAAUUUACCAAUGACUGUUCAGUGGGAUUGCCUUUGUUGCUUUCAUUCAUGUCAACAUUUGACUGUCAAUAUACCAAAAAUAUCACUGACAUUCAGCCCGUCACUUGGGCACAGAAUGGACAACACUCACGCGUUUUUUGCGGGUUGAACAUGAUGCCAUGAUAUAUUGUUGAAAUCUUAACUGCUCUUUGACUGUUGUUUUUUUCAUGCAAAACAAAGCAAUCUGUCUGUCUGUAAAUAUAUUCUUCGAUUUUAGUUGUACAUCCACUUUUAUGUUUUGUCUUUCAUAAAUGGAUUAAUCCAUGACUUAAAACAAAGUAUCGUGUUUUGUACUGCAAUAUGAAGAUGGUUGAUAUAUGUAAAAAUGACUGAUGAAUCGUUCCUUGUCAAGAUGUCAUGUGGACGUUCUAAAAUGUACGUCCCAUAUGGUUUUUCAUGAAAAAGUUACAGGCUAUUCGUCAUAACAUUAUGUUUCCUCUUUAUAAAAUAGACAUUGUCAAUGCACUGCAAACGAACAAAAUUGUCAAUAUAUAUUAAACAACACCAGAGGAAAUGAA